AUGGAUUACAUGAACUCUUACUACUACAUGGAAUAAGAACAACCUCACUUUGAUUACUUCUUCGAAGAAUAAGAACAAGAAUAAGAAUAAGAAUAACAACAAAUUCACUCUCCCCUUGGUAUCCAAAAGAAAAUUUCCAAAAAGAAAUACUAGAAGGCUCUUAAGUGGGCUCACAUUGCUUCACCCUUUAGCGAAAAUUAAACUCCUGAAAAAUUCUUACUUUAUGGAAAUAUAAAUCUUUUUACAAAUUACAGCGAAGACACUUCAAAAUGCCCUUACACCUCUGAAUGUUUAGUCGAAAACGGGUAUUACAAACUAGACUAAGUAUAAGUUACAGAAAAAAAGGGAGUCGAAAUGUAAGUCUCCACUUUGAAGCCUUGUUUGGACAAAUUCCAAUUUCUCAUUAAUUUAUACAAGCGCUACUAAAGCUCAAAAUACUCAGAACUUGCUAAUGUACUUCUCUAAUACUAAAAAUUCAUUAAACAAGAAUUCGAUAGAUCCAAUUGUAUGUAUAAGUAACUCAAGAAAGAUUAAAAUCUUUAAUCUAAACUCUAAGAAGAAUUUAACGCCUUCUAGUUAAAAACUAUUGCUGAAAUUCAAGCUUAAAAUUCUUCAUCAAUGACCAGCUAAUAUUAUUCCUAUAGAACUGUAACUACCAAUUAUAAAACUGGAUAGCCUGAAAUCAAGAAGUACGGUACUUCAGAAUCUCUCGUAAAUCUCCUUGGAGUCUCAGUAUAAAACGAAUACUAAAAUUUACUUUGGAAAAUGCGCAAGUAACAAGCCUUCUCUAAAAAUCAAGAAAAUCAUCUUCUCAGAAGUCAAGAGAGUAUUUCAAAGGCAAUUUUUAUGAUCAAGAAUAUUGUCGGUAAAGAGAGUGCCUACAGCUUCUCCUAAACUCUACUCACCAGAGACGGAUUCGAAAUACCAUGCACAGUUAAAGUACAAGUUAUCUCAAACUAAACCCUCAAUUACAUAAAACACUACGAAUCUAGAGACUAACAAGUUCUUCACUACACAUACAUUUUUAACAAAAGUGAUAUAUAAACUCUCUAGAACAAGAGAGAGAAUAUGUCAUCUUAAAAUUCUACAAUUUCUACCUAGUAGAUCUCCUUAAAUCUAAAUUUAGGAAUUGACAGCUGUGAUGACAGCCAAGGAUCUAACUUCGUACUUGAACACACAUCAGAAACUUUCAGUGAAAUUGAUUUAAAUAACUACUCUCCUUAACAAUAAUACUAAUAAUGCUAAACGACAAAGUGUUACCAAAACACCUACACAAACAAAACCUUAAAUUAAAGUUUUUCACCUUUGUCAACUGUAACCUGCUCCAUUUAGUAAUAUAAUAGAAAAUCAGAGCAAAAAAACAGUUGUGACUAUAGUAGAAAAUCUUAAAUUUUCAUUAACAAAUAUUACAAGCACCUACUUACUAAAAAUACUCAAAAUAUUCAAAGUUCAUAAUGA
Molecule: messenger RNA, 1458 nt
Organism: Tetrahymena thermophila SB210
Lineage: Eukaryota; Ciliophora; Oligohymenophorea; Hymenostomatida; Tetrahymenidae
Exons: 2
Source: RefSeq, a predicted model, not a curated record